Limulus polyphemus (Atlantic horseshoe crab) is the source of this 5397-nucleotide messenger RNA. RefSeq names its product histone-lysine N-methyltransferase NSD2-like. Gene Ontology annotation, molecular function: protein binding; histone H3K36 methyltransferase activity. NCBI's taxonomy places the organism in Eukaryota, Metazoa, Arthropoda, Merostomata, Xiphosura, Limulidae. Gene Ontology annotation, cellular component: chromatin; nucleus. The record is from RefSeq and is a predicted model, not a curated record. Gene Ontology annotation, biological process: regulation of DNA-templated transcription.
UCAAAAGAGUUACAGUGAUGUCAACAUUUUAGAGAGGUGUCAAAGGAGUUAUCCAGAUGUAAAGAAGUGAAAGGUUGUGAAUUCAAAGAAUUUCAACAAAUAGUCAAGAUAUGGCUGCAUUGGCAAUAGACACUCAUUCUUUAUCAGUAGAAGUUGGUGAUGAAGGCUCUUUAGUAACACAAUCCAGCCUCCAAGAAGUUCCGUUGGUGAUUAAUGAGGAGACAUCCAUUGAGGAAAAAACAAAGCUAGAUGCUGUACAUAAUGAUGAUAAUGUCAGUUCAAGUUUUAUGUUUUCAGGCAUUGGAAAUAAAACAUUUGAAAAUAAGGAACUAAGUAUCAAUGGAAUGGUAAGCAGUAGCCUUAUGGAUGAGUUACAAGCAGCAAAACUUGAACCUAACUGUCAGGUUCAAACGGAAAGCAUAUUGGCUGAAUUAAAAGAAAGCAUUAUACUUGCUUAUAAUGGAAAAUGGAAACUUGGAAAACGUGGAAGGCCACCAAAAAUAAUAAAAAACGAACUUGAAAAGAAAAGAAGAUUGUUAAAUGGUAUUGAUGCUCGACUAAAUGCUGCAAAAGAUUUACAGAAAAACACUAUAGAACAAAAUACAGCAAUUCAAGAGAAAAUUUCUGGAACUAAGUCACAUAAAACUAAAUAUUCUCCUGAAAAAGGUAGUGUUAUUCCUGAAAAAGAAAACCACAUAAAUGUAAUUGAGUCUGAUAUGGCAAAAGAAUCACCAGUUCCUUGUAUUAAUAUCCAUUUUGAUGAAGAACACAAUUCCACUAUCAGGCUAGAGAGCUUUAGAGUGAACAGUGUGAAUCUUAAUAACCACUUGCUGUAUCUAAAAGGUGAAUCACCUGUGGCUACCCAUAACUUCCAACUGUCAGAAAAUUCAUUUUUAAAUACAAAGUUUAAGACCUUUGGUAAACAAAGUACUGAAGACUCAUUGAUUCAAAGUGGUAAUACUCAGACAGCAACUAGUAGGUUAGAAGCUCAAACUCGUAGUAGAUAUGGUCGUUUGCACAAAAAAAGAGAACUCAGUCCUGACAUGGAAGCAAUCCCGUUAGUGAGAAAGCGAAGUGUUAAAACAGAUUCUUCAAAAUUGUGUCAGUCUGCUAAACAUUCUUGUACAAGCACUAUUUCAAUGGAACAUUCCAAAACCAAAGAAAGCUCAUAUGUGAAUCAUGUUAAUAAUAGACUUGCAGAAAAUGAUAAUUCUGAAGUUCCAUCCAGUUUAAUCAAGAAAAAAAGUAGACUGUCAAAUUUGCACCAGAACAUCAAAUUGGAAAAAAAUAAUACUUCCACCAUAUUAUUGCCUCUAUAUCCUAAUGAUUGUUUGGACAACAGUGUUUUUAAACAACAAAACUUAUUAUUUACAUUAGAAGAUGAGAGGAAAAUACCAGCCGAGUGGCUAGUUGGAGAUCUUUUGUGGUCUAAGAUAUCUGGACACCCCUGGUGGCCAUGCAUGGUAUCGUUUGACCCUAUUCAAGGAACAUACAGCAAAGUAAUUCGUGUAAGGACCCUUUUUCGUAUAUAUCAUGUCCAAUAUUUUGGUCAUGAAGCUCAUCAUGGAUGGACUAAGCCAGGUUGUGUUUUAGCAUAUGAAGGAAAGGAUAAAUUUGAAGAAUAUGUUAAGAAAUUUGUGGCUGCAAUCCCAAGAGGAUGUAAGAAUCGGGACAAACUUCUUGCAAAGUUCAAGAUCACUUCUGCUAGGAAGAAAGCCUGGGAAUUAGCUGUGGAAGAGGCAGAAGAUGCUUUAAGAAUGAGUCGAGCAGAACGCAAGCAAGAACUCACCUUUCAGUAUGUAAUGCCAAAGCAAAAUAAAAGUGCUGUAGAUGUAGAUUCACAGAAAUUAGAUAAUAGUGAUGUGAACAAAAAUAAGAAGCUGACAUUGCAUCACAAGAAGUCCUCUGUCAAGAAGCCUCAAAUGUCUGAAUGCAAAAUACUAAAAGAAGAACUUGCCACAAAUACUAAAAAAAUAUGCUCUCAUAAAAUGAAAGGGAGUAUAAACUUCAAGAAUAAAAAUCCAGAAAAAAAGUUACAAGAAAAACAUAGUUCUUGGAAAGCUGAAAAAAAUAAUAGUUUUUCUGUGUUUUGUAAGAGAAAUUUAGAUGAAAAGAGACUGCAGCAUCCAGAUUUUACUGAUGUAGCCCUUGAAGACUUGUUGUAUCAAGAAUGGGUCAAAAUGAUCGAUUUCCAGAAAGCUCAAUAUACUUUGGGAAAGCUUGAAAAUGUACAUAUUUCUGCUCAGGAGAAAGCAAAAAUCAAAGGUAUGAAGAACCUCAAACCAAAUUCAAGUCUUUCUAAAAUGAAGAAUGAUAAAAAUAAAAGCUGUAAAAAAUCAAGGUAUAUGUGUGAUAAAGUAAAGGAUACAGAAAAGUCCAGAACUUGUGAAGAGAAAAUACUAGGGAAAGAUAUCACAAUUAAAGAUCCAGUUGAAAGAAAGGAGCCUAAACAGAGUUGCAAAAUGGUCACUCAGGAAUUGGUAGAAGGAAAGCAAGCCACUGGAAUUACGGCUCGACAGGAGAGGGUAUGCUACAUUUGUGAGAAGGUGGGAGAUACUGUUAUUUGCAAGGGGCCUUGUUUGAAAAGUUUUCAUCCAUCAUGUCUUGGCUUAACCCAGGUUCCCUCCACCUUCAUGUGUGAUGAAUGUAUGACAGGAAAACAUCUUUGUUUUGUCUGCAAAGUAGGAGAAGAUAAGAUACGUAAAUGCUCAGUAAGUAAUUGUGGAAGAUUCUACCAUGAAAGAUGUUUGUUGAAAUACCAGUUAACAUCGAGAACUGAGGGACGUGGUUUCAUCUGUCCUCUUCAUACCUGCCACUCUUGUGUUGCAGACAAUCCCAAACAGUCUCGCUCUCGAGCACGAUACAUUCGGUGCAUCAGGUGUCCAACAGCUUAUCACAUGGGUGAAAGCUGUAUUGCUGCUGGAUCAGUUAUCCUUAAUCCAACACAUAUGAUUUGUGCAAAUCAUUUCUGUCCUAAAAAAGGAAGGCAGUACCAAACACAUGUCAAUGUCAGCUGGUGCUUCAUUUGUUCUAUAGGGGGAAGUUUGAUUUGCUGUGAGUCGUGUCCUGCUGCUUUCCAUGCAGAAUGUCUGGAUGUUGAGGCACCUGAAGGCAGUUAUUUCUGUGAAGACUGCAAAAUGAGAAAACAUCCACAUUAUGGAGAUAUUGUAUGGGUGAAGUUAGGACCUUACAGGUGGUGGCCAGGAAAAAUAUGUUACCCAUUAUCUGUUCCAUCAAACAUUCAGAAGCUAGAACAUGAUGUUGGAGAAUUUCCUAUCAAGUUUUUUGGCUCACAUGAGUAUUAUUGGACCCAUAGAGGACGUGUGUUCCUAUUCCACGAGGGUGACAGGGGAAGCAAAGAGAAAUUCCCAUACCGACAUUUAGCAAAGGUGUUUCUUAAAGCUGUGGAAGAGGCAGAUACAGCUUUCAAAGAGUGGCAAACAAGUAGAGAAGCUCGAAGUUUGGAAGCUGGAAAAUCAUCUAAACCCCCAUUUUUUAAAUAUAUAAAGUCAAAUAAACCUGUUGGGAAAGUACAAAUCUAUACUGUAGACCUACUGAGUUUGAAUCGGUGCGAGUGUGAUCCCAAUUCUAAAAAUCCAUGUAGUAAUGAGAUAGAUUGUCUUAAUCGUGUGUUGAUGUUCGAGUGUCCAAGUUCUUGUCCAGCUGAAGAUAAGUGUCAAAACCAGAGGUUCCAGAAACGUCAGUAUGUUCCAGCUAGACCAUUCGAAGUGAAAGAUAGGGGUUGGGGACUUCAGACUUUGAUAGAUGUGAAAAAAGGUGAGUUUGUGACUGAAUAUGUUGGAGAGUUGAUUGAUGAAGAGGAGUGCCAGAAGCGCCUCAAACAGAUGCAUGAAGAAAAUGAUACAAAUUUUUACUUCUUAACCAUUGACAAAGACCGCAUCAUUGAUGCUGGCCCCAAGGGAAACCUAUCUCGUUUUAUGAACCAUUCUUGUCAGCCAAACUGUGAAACUCAAAAAUGGAUGGUUAAUGGAGACACAAGAGUAGGGCUUUUUGCUAUUUGUGAUAUAUCUGCAGGUUCAGAGCUCACUUUUAACUAUAAUUUAGAGUGUCGGGGAGAUGAGAAGACGAAGUGUAUGUGUGGUGCGCCAAACUGUAGUGGCUUUAUUGGAGUUCGACCAAAGACUACAGCACUGGCCUUACAGGAAAAACGAGCCAAAGAAACUUUAAUUAAAAAGAAAAAAAAAAAUCUCAUACCCAAACAUGAAGAUGAAUGUUUCCGAUGUGGAGAAGGAGGAGAAAUUUUAAUGUGUGACAAAAAAGGAUGCCCCAAAGCUUACCACCUCAACUGUCUCAACUUAACCAAGCCUCCUUAUGGAAAGUGGGAGUGCCCUUGGCAUCACUGUGAUGAGUGUGGAAAAGCAUCCAUAAUUCUUUGUGUUGAGUGUCCUAACUCGUUUUGCAAAGAACAUGGUACACCAGAAAAUGUUUUUGCUGUAGAUGGGCAGUUUUAUUGUUCUGACCAUAGAGAUGAAAAGGCAGAAGUGAAAUCCAUAACAAGUGACUCACCAGCUAAAGUUUUAUCUGAUACAGAGAGUUUGAUUCUUCAGGAAACAGUAACUCACUUCUAAAACAUUAAUAUAUAAUAACAAAAGGUUAAGAGAUAAGCCUUUGAUUCAAGUCACUACAAUUAAAUAUCAAUAUAUAUAAAAGUCAUAAAAAAUGUCAUUUCUUCAAGUGUUCAUGAGCAUUAUCCAUUUGCAUUAAAAUAUUUUCAUGGUUUUUGGAAAUUCUGUCUGUCUUUGCCUGCAUUUAUCAUACAUACUAGUUAUUCCACAUAUUAACGUAUGGAUCUGUAUUCUGUAGGAAUAACAUUCUAAUUUAUUAUAAUUUUCUUAACUUGUGGAAUUAUUAACAUUAGAAAAGAAUGUAAAUAGUCCUUAUUGCAUCUUGAGAUGCAUUACUUGUGUCACUGUUAACAUGGAGUUAUGUUAGCAAUGAGAAACACUUUAUAUUUUUUCAUCUGUAAGUUAUAGUAACUUAUAAUAUGACAGACCAGUAGGAAAGAUUUAAAUUUAAUUCUCAAGUUUAGUUGAUUUAGGCAACUUCGUAUAAAAACGUUCACAUGUGGAUAAAUGUGAUGUCUGAACCAGUUAUUAUGUGAGCAUGUGUAUUUGCUACUGAGUCUAAUAGUGCACAUACCCAAAUUAAUAUUUAUUAGUAUUUCAUUGUUAGUAUAUUCAAUGGUAAGAGUUAAUCAUGAACUAAGUUUUGAAAUAAAAGUAAUUUAAAAAAAGCAGGUCUGUAGGUAAAUACAAAAGGUGCCUAUGCAUCUUAAAAGAGGUAUGGUUUAUUUUCAUUUCAUUCCAAAUAUUGGCAUAACAUACCUUAUGUACAAGAAAAAGAGCUAAUAUAAUAAAACCUGCUUUAAUGACUUCA